CUAGAAUGACUUGGAAUUUCAGGCAACAUCAUUUUGUCAGGCUAGCACUGCCCAUGCGAUGUCCUAAUUGAUCUUGGCACGCUUGGCUGAAUACACAUCCACGCAACACAUUCGUUCUUCUCUCUCUCAACUAUGCUGUCGACAUCAUCACGAUCUGCAUCCGGGUGUUGGUUCGAGUCGGAUGAUUACAAAUGUCCCUUAUGUGGCAGUGCAUCAUGGCUCUGAUGAACACUGCUUAUGGCGGUGGAGUUCUGGCUUACUGGACUGACCUCAGUUCGGAUCGUGCGUCGGAGAUAGCAGCUCAGCCUGCCAUCUAUCUAUUGCUUCAGAAAGGUAUUCUGUUGCCUAGAUAUGAUGUGUAUAGCCCAUUACGAUGUUUAUGUCUGUGUUUACUGGUAGGGUUCCUUAUUAUGGAGUAUAUAUACAGAUCAUGAAAGAAGCAACGCAUUAUGGGCGGCUCAGUAUAUUUGAUCUGCAUCGAAGUACAAAGCUGCCAUGAGGAUCUUCUGUGAUGUUCUUACGGUGGUGUGCACAUUCAGUUUAAUUCGAAAUGUUCUAGGCCAUUCGGUUCGAAACUCAGCCACAGAAUAUGCAGCCCGACUCGAGCAGGUCGUGAUUCACCCCCAAUCUCGGACUACCUCGGUCAAGGGCCAACAGGACAUCACUAUAGGUGUUCCUGGACAUGGUGGCCCGGUGCGGCUGCAGUUGGAGCCGAAUCGGGACAUUCUUGCCCCGGAUACUUACGUCGAGUAUCUGAAUGGCACAGAACCCCAGUCACUCAAUGGAGACAGGGAAAGAGUGUUUCGGGGUGACGUCCUGGUGAAUUCGUCCAGCAAUGCAUGGCAUCCGGCAGGACGAGCACGCAUAUAUCUCAUCCAGGAUGGGACAAGCCCGCUGUUCGAGGGAGCCUUCACGCUGUUCGAUCAACAAUACCACAUCAACCUAGUUACGCAGUCAAAUUCCUCCUAUCCGCACAUGGAAAUCAGCACAUCAGGAGAUGCUAUAAGCACACUGUCUCAGAACACAGUAUUCUCCCGCCAAUCCACCCAAGACAACACAUGCUCCCGGCCUCGGAGAGUCGCUCUGAUUGGACUCGCCACAGAUUGUUCCUACCGCGCCGCAUUCUCAUCCACAGAUGAGCUCCACCGAGGACUAAUCAGCAUGGUGAACACCGCAUCAGAGGUCUACGAGAGGACAUGGAACAUCUCGCUCGUCAUCCGCAACAUCACCAUCAGCGACGAGUCAUGUCCCGACACACCCCAGCGAGAUACCCCAUGGAAUGUCGGCUGCUCCAGUGGGAAUCUGGACUGGCGACUUCAGCAAUUUGCCUCAUGGCGACGCUGGCAUUAUGACCCCAAUGCCUACUGGACUCUGAUGACCAACUGUCCCACCGGGAACGUGGUGGGUGUGUCCAUCGUGGGAGGGCUCUGCACGACUUACUCCGGGGCAAAUGUAGUGGCGCGGACUUCCAAUCAAUGGCAGGUUUUUGCCCACGAAUCCGGCCAUAUGUUCGGCGCGACCCAUGACUGCGACUCCCAAACCUGCUCCACUUCGAAUGGGGAUUGCUGCCCCCUGUCUUCGAGCUCUUGCGACGCCGACGGACAAUAUAUCAUGAACCCAUCUUCCACCUCCUAUCAGACGUCCUUUUCGCCCUGCACUGUCGGACAAGUCUGCUCCUUACUCCGCUCUGGCAGAGUAGAGGAUGACUGUCUUGUGCACAGUAAUGAUACAGGACCUACGAUCAGCGGGCCUAGUACCCCUGCUGGUGAGUGCGGUAAUGGCAUUGUCGAAGACGGCGAGGAGUGCGAUUGCGGUGAGACCUGCGCGGACAAUUCCAAUUCCUGCUGCGUUAACUGCCGGUUGGUGAGUGGCUCGCAAUGCGAUGGAGGCAGCGGACGUUGUCAAGGUGGACGCUGCGAAGGUAGUGAGGAUCGCCGUCCGUUAGGGGAAUAUGAACCGCUUGUUAUUGGACUGGCUGCUGGUAUAGGAGGGGGAUUGCUUCUUGGGAUAGUCAUUGCUAUUGUGUGGCGCUGUUGUUGUCGGAGGAGAAGAGUGGAUAAACAGGAUGAACCUCCUCUCUCUAGAGAAGUAAAUAAUCAUAUAUACCGAUAG
Molecule: messenger RNA, 2112 nt
Organism: Aspergillus vadensis CBS 113365
Lineage: Eukaryota; Fungi; Ascomycota; Eurotiomycetes; Eurotiales; Aspergillaceae
Gene: admA
Product: ADAM family of metalloprotease ADM-A
Exons: 3
Coding region: 496-2112 (538 amino acids)
Biological process (GO): proteolysis
Molecular function (GO): metalloendopeptidase activity
Source: RefSeq, a predicted model, not a curated record